Molecule: messenger RNA, 1338 nt
Organism: Fusarium sp. VM40
Lineage: Eukaryota; Fungi; Ascomycota; Sordariomycetes; Hypocreales; Nectriaceae
Source: the annotation of a GenBank genome assembly
AUGGGAGGAAUACUGCUACUUCUAGGCCUAUGCCUGGUCAUGGCCUUGGCCUCGUUCCUCGCCGGAGCGCUGCCACUGUCUAUGUCGCUUUCGCAAUCCCAACUUCGAUUACUAUCAAGCGUCGGCGUGGGAAUCUUGGUCGGCACUUCGCUUAUAGUCAUCAUCCCUGAAGGAAUCGAAGCCGCGACCGCGCCCGCAGAGGCUACUCAUAUGCAUCGAGUUCGAAGUCUGGUGCGCCGAACCCCUUGGAGCCACGCCAGCCUUGCACGUGGCCUCCCCGAAUCAAUUGUUACAAUCAGCACAAGCCCGAUUCAAAAACGAGACGACAAGCUGGACACUGAUGCGAUUGUUCGUCGAGUCGUGGAAUCACUGGCAAGAAGUGCUCAAGUGAAACGUGCCGAUGUGAAGGCUGCGGUUGAGGCCGCAGCUGAUGUUCCAGCCAUACCAGCAGCUGGCGAUAUUGCCAAGGAUGAAGCUGCAGAUAACAAGGGAUCCGAAAAGACAGAGGCUGGAAAGGAAAGCGGCCAUAGCAAUGAUGAGGACCACGAAGCAGAACACGACCACGAGCAUGGAAAUGAGGGGGAGCACGAACAUGCGCAUGCAGUACCCACGUUCGAAAUCGGGUUCUCCCUGAUUCUAGGAUUUGUCUUGAUGUUCCUGGUUGAUCGACUGCCUCGUCAUGCGACGGAGAGCCUACAUUCUGCGCCUCAAACGCGCCAUAUCAGCCUCGAUAACCUCAACGGUGACUCUGCCUCUGUCGAUGAAGAGGCUGAUGGGUUUCUUGGAUCAAUGACACCAAGUCCACGACGAGCACGAAGUCUGGCAACUACCACAGGACUUGUUAUCCACGCUGCCGCCGAUGGAAUUGCAAUGGGCGCUUCUUCAACUACUUCAGACAUGAAACUUGGCUUCAUCAUCUUCGCGGCCAUUAUGAUUCACAAAGCCCCGGCUGCCUUUGGUCUCACGUCGCUUCUUCUCAAGCAGGGGUUGUCCAAGCGAGCUGCUCGAGGACAUCUCAUUGUCUUCAGCUUGGCUGCCCCAGUUGGCGCAAUCACAACAUGGGCUAUUAUCACCUUGUUGGGUGGUGGCAAGGUUGAGAGUGAUCACUGGUGGACAGGCAUGUUGCUCCUCUUCUCGGGUGGCACCUUUUUAUAUGUCGCUAUGCAUGCUAUGCAAGAAGAUGGUGGCGCGCACACACACGACCAUGGCUUGAACGGUUACGCAGAUGCCAGUACCUCAACUCAGCGAAAGCCCAAGGGUCCGCAGAUGCGUGAUACAUUGGCCACAGUGGGCGGAAUGGUAAUACCGCUCCUUACGCAAUUUGGCCACCAUCAUUAA